AUGCCUCCAAAGAAAGGGAAGAAGAAGGGAGGAAAGAAGAAAGAGAGCGCUGAGGCACUUCGCCUGAAGCAGCUGUAUGCACUGGAGAGUGAGGCGGAGGAACUUCAAAAGCGUGAAAAUGACCGCCGUGAUCGAGAAGAACAGGAGGAGCGUCUCAUUUUGUGGAAGGAGGA
Messenger RNA from Trypanosoma cruzi, 173 nucleotides. Its product is annotated as paraflagellar rod component par4, putative. The record is from RefSeq and is a predicted model, not a curated record. Lineage: Eukaryota; Euglenozoa; Kinetoplastea; Trypanosomatida; Trypanosomatidae. The transcript has a single exon. The annotation marks the transcript as partial.